AUGGCGCACGAACAACACCAUAACAUCGUGACGGAACUCGUCGAGAGUUUUAUCGUCGAAGAGAACAAGGCGCUCCAUGACAAGCUACGUACGGCCAUGAACGAAGCGCAGGCGUUGCGUCUACGCCUUACUCGCCUGAACACGUUGUACAACAUGGCGGGAGGACUGAACGGUCGCAUGCAGCAAGAGCUGCGAGAUUUGCAUGCAGCGAUUGAGAUGAUGGAUCUGAUCGCGAGGGAAUAUUUCAUCAAUAACGCGGAGGCCCGUGCGCGUUGGGCCCCGUACUGUGCGUUCGAAGAUGACGAGUUUCAUCGUUUGAUUGCGGAAGCGAAUGCUGGAUUUCCGUCGGACUUGGCCAUCGUGAUGGAGCCAACCCAAGAAGAUGAAGAUGAUCGUGACUCGAUCAUCGACAUCUUGGAGCUGACGGAAAAGGAAAUGCGCGAUUUCAUGGAUGUGUAA
This is a messenger RNA of Phytophthora nicotianae INRA-310, 459 nucleotides long. RefSeq lists its product as hypothetical. The transcript has a single exon. The coding region runs from base 1 to 459 and encodes 152 amino acids. The record is from RefSeq and is a predicted model, not a curated record. NCBI's taxonomy places the organism in Eukaryota, Oomycota, Peronosporomycetes, Peronosporales, Peronosporaceae.